This is a messenger RNA of Megalobrama amblycephala (Wuchang bream), 4548 nucleotides long. It is a transcript of the gene bicd1a, whose product is annotated as bicaudal D homolog 1a. NCBI's taxonomy places the organism in Eukaryota, Metazoa, Chordata, Actinopteri, Cypriniformes, Xenocyprididae. Gene Ontology annotation, biological process: positive regulation of receptor-mediated endocytosis; microtubule anchoring at microtubule organizing center; protein localization to organelle. The record is from RefSeq and is a predicted model, not a curated record. Gene Ontology annotation, molecular function: dynactin binding; dynein complex binding; dynein intermediate chain binding. Gene Ontology annotation, cellular component: Golgi apparatus; cytosol.
ACAUGUUGAGAGACAGAUUCAACUUCUGCACACUUUGCAUUCCGGGAGGCGCAUCGGGACGGACGGACUGCAGCAUUCACCUGAAUCUCCUCAUCAGCCUCCGCCUCUCUGAGAGCGCGCGAGUGACAGGAACGGAGGACGCAGAGAUUAGGCGAUGGCAGCCGGGGGAGGAUGCGGGGAAUCGGUGGAUCUACCGGGCAGAGGUGGAAAGGCUGACCCGUGAGCUCGCAGAAGCGAACCGGGAGAAGAUUCGGGCUGCGGAAUGCGGUCUGGUGGUGUUGGAGGAGAACCAGACGCUCAAGCAGCAGUACGCGGAGCUCGAGACCGAGCAGGAGGCUCUCAAACAGGAGUUAGAGCAGCUGCAGGAGGCGUUCGGUCAGGCAUACACCAACCAGCGUAAAGUAGCUGAGGAUGGUGAGACAAACGAAGAGACGUUGCUGCAGGAGUCUGCCUCUAAAGAGGCCUAUUACAUGGGACGUCUGGUGGACCUUCAAACCCAGCUAAAACUGAGCAGCUCUGUGGCCUCCAACUCCCAAGCGGAGACCGAACGUCUCAACGCCCUGGUGCAAGAACUCAGAGAGAAUAAUGAGAUGUUAGAGCUACAGAGGAGCAGGAUGAGAGAAGAAAUAAGAGAGUAUAAGUUCAGAGAGACCAGACUGCUGCAGGACUACACUGAACUGGAGGAGGAGAACAUCACUCUACAGAAACUAGUGUCAACACUCAAGCAGAAUCAGGUGGAAUACGAAGGUCUAAAGCAUGAAAUCAAAGUACUUGAGGAAGAGACGGUGCUACUCAACAGCCAGCUGGAAGAUGCUUUGCGUUUAAAAGAUAUUUCCGAAGGCCAGUUGGAGGAGGCAUUGGAUGCUCUGAAGAGUGAGAGAGAGCAAAAGAACAAUCUCAGAAAGGAGCUGGCCCAUCAGCUCAGCCUGACGGACAGCGUGUAUGGAGCCACCACCCACCUGGCCAUCUCGGCCGUGGAGGGUUUGAAAUUCGCAGAGGAGGCGGCAACCAACGGCACAUCUGCAUCCGGGUCCAGCCCCAACAAUGAGGACAGUAACCGGUGUAAUGAGUUCAAUGGGCAUGGACCAAAAGUGAAUGGAGAAUAUCACCGACCUGGAGGCAGGAAGGGAGAGGUGUUGCACCCAGUCUCUGAUCUCUUCAGCGAACUCAACCUGUCUGAGAUACAGAAACUCAAGCAACAGCUCCUACAGGUUGAGCGAGAGAAGGCGGUUCUGCUUACCAACCUGCAGGAAUCUCAAACUCAGCUGCAGCAUACGCAGGGUGCUUUAACUGAGCAACACAGUCGCGUUCACCGUCUUACGGAGCGUGUCAACGCUAUGAAGCGUCUCCACAGCGACAAGGAGUUUGACACGGAGGAGUCUGAAAAGGCGGACGGGCCCAUAAAUGGUUGCUGCGAGUACGAGACGGACAUCAAUGGAAUAGAGCUUCUGGAGUGCAAAUAUAGAGUUGCCGUGACUGAGGUCAUUGACUUGAAGGCGGAGCUUAAGGCGUUGAAGGAAAAAUAUAACCAAUCUGUGGAGAGCCAAUCAGAAGAAAGCAACCACAGUGAAGGGAAGGUCCAGGCUCUCGAAGAGCAGGUGAAACGGUUGGAGAAGGCCUGCCGUGAGGGCCGCGAGAGGGUUAGCAGUCUGGAAGCAGAGCUCCGGUGCGCUUCAGGUAUGGCUAGUGAAAGUAACGGCAUGCUGAACGCAGCUCAGGAUGAGCUGGUUACAUUUAGUGAAGAACUCGCUCAGCUCUACCACCACGUCUGCUUGUGCAACAACGAGACACCCAACCGCGUCAUGCUGGACUACUACCGCCAGAGCCGGGUCACACGUAGCGGCAGUCUCAAAGGCCCAGACGACCCGAGAGCCCUGCUUUCUCCACGUUUAGCUCGCCGUCUCGCGGCUGCUAACUCCUCAGACAUGUCCAAGAGUCCUCAAGAUUCUCCAUCAAAGGAACCUCUAGGAGAAGGAACUAAAGGGGAAGCAGGAAGUCCCAACAGAACCCCCUUUGGUUCACCAAUCAAUGGUUCAACUCUCUCGCCCUCCCCAGUACCAGAGACAGGUGAUCUCCGCAGGGAGCCCAUGAACAUCUAUAACCUCAACGCCAUCAUCCGUGACCAGAUCAAGCACCUGCAGAAAGCUGUAGACCGCUCGCUCCAGUUGUCCAGGCAGAGGGCUGCAGCACGAGAGCUGGCGCCCAUCUUCGAUAAGGAUAAGGAGGCUUGCAUGGAGGAGAUCCUGAAACUUAAAUCCCUCUUGAGCACCAAAAGAGAGCAGAUCGCCACCUUGCGUCUUGUCCUAAAAGCCAACAAACAGACUGCCGAGGUUGCCCUGGCGAACCUGAAGAGCAAAUAUGAAAAUGAAAAGUCCAUGGUGACAGAGACAAUGAUGAAGCUUAGAAAUGAGCUGAAGGCCCUCAAAGAAGACGCAGCCACCUUUUCCUCACUGAGGGCAAUGUUUGCCACAAGAUGUGAUGAGUACGUAACUCAACUGGAUGAGAUGCAGAGGCAGCUGGCUGCCGCAGAAGAUGAAAAGAAGACUCUGAACUCCCUCCUGCGAAUGGCCAUUCAACAGAAACUGGCCCUCACGCAGCGUCUGGAGGACCUGGAGUUUGACCACGAGCAGUCGUCCUGUGGCCGUGGAGGGAAAGUGCCAAAAAUUAAGAGCAGCCCUCAAAAAUCUCUCUUAGAUUGUCAGCAGCCUGCUGCCUCAGUACCGCCAACCUCCCCACAACUGAGGCGCGGGAGGGCAUCCACGGGCCACAGUCCUAAUGUGUUGUUAGCUCUUCAAGAGGACCAGAUAUCUGUGGCCAACUCCAGACUUCCAUGUGACCCCUUCAACUGUCUGGCCCAUCAUUCUCAUCUUUUUGGCCCGUAGCCUCCUGUCAAUCAACUGUCAGUGGCCUUUCCUUACAGAGGCAAAUGAAGGGGGCAAGGCACAUCAGUCAGUCAUGACUUUCAGCCAAUCAGAUGCCCCUUCGCCAUGUGUGAUGCCCCACCCUAAUUUCUCACCCAGUCGCUGAGAUGAAUUAUUCAAUGAUGCUUAUUGUGAAAGUGCUAAUUAUCAUGCAGAGUGAGAUGAGAGCAAACAGAAAUGGAUUGAUGCACUUAUUUAUUUAUUUAUCUAUUUAUUAUUUAAUAUAUUUGUGUUUUUGUUUGUUUAUUUUAAAACAUUAUGUGUGGUAUGUCUGAUUAUUUGGAUGGUUUUGGAUAUGGAUACGGCUUUGCUUAAAAAUACACUUUUAAACCACAAAAAUAGAAGUAUUAAUUACAUCAACCCAGAAGUACAUUAUGGUAUGCAAGGCCAUUUGAGUGCCAUUAUCAGUCUAAGCUAAUAUUAGACUUUCAAAAUGCACAAAAAAAGUGUGACAUAAUAGAAAGAGAUGUUUGUAUGGUUGAAUAUAGGGGAUACUGGUUAAAUGGACUAUUUUUCAACAAGUAGAAACAUUUUCAAUGUGAUAUUUGAGUGACUUUUAUUUUGACCUUCAAGCUCCUGAGGUGAUGUUUUCGUUACAGUGAUAAUACAAUUUUUGAGUUUUGCAAAUCUAAGCUUCUUUAACGUAAUUGCACUUGGAAUUUGUUUCUUUGUCUUUUUUUAACAGUUUAUUGCUCUGCAUAUGCAUAAAAUAUAUAUUUUAUACCUUAAUUGUUUUUUUCUAUUGCUGAAGUGAUGUCAGAUAAGUCUUUGGGGAUUGAGUGGACAUGUAGGCCUAGUUUAGUACCUGAUGGGCAAAAAUCAUGUUUGAGGAAGUGGAGUUAUAGCUUAAGUGGGGCUUGAUCCCAUUUGAACAUGAAGUGGGUUUAUUACUCUCAGAUCUGUUCCAAAAACAGCAUACAAGGCCAAUUUACUGUAUCCCAUAUUCACUAGAAUUUCUCUUUACAUAUCUCCUCCUCUCUCAGUUUCAUUUUCUCUUUAAGUUACAUCUACCCUUUACCUUAUAUAAAGCACAAACAUAUUUAUCUAUGCAUUUUGAAAAAGGCACAGGAUCAUUUUAUAUCAUUUGAUCAUUUUUCCUCCAAUCACACCAGCAGGAUUUGGAGAAAUAUCAGAUGUCAUUGUUUUUAUACAGCAGUAAACCACAAAAACACAUUUUCAGUCUCAUCGAUUGACUGAAAGGUUAUUAAUGUGUCUAGAUGAAGAAUACAAUCAGCAGCUUCUCAAAGUAUAACUAUCUCCAUUGUGGAACUAGAACAAAGCUCAGUCUAUGUAAUGAUAUACAAAGAAGGAUAUAAGAUAAAUGGUCUCAUUCACACUCUCUUUUAGCUCCCAGUUCUCAGUUUCUGUUCAGUCUAACCCAUUCAUUUGGUGUUUUAGACUAUAUUCAUUUCUUUUUGAGCAUUUCCAAUAAGACAAGAGGAGUUUCAGUUUUAUUAACUACACAUUGUGGUAGAUUUUCUGCCUCUGAAGUGAAAUAUAGUGAAUAACCUCCCACAAUGUCACAUGGUGUGGACUGGUGAAAGCAUGAUCUUGCCGCAGGAUAUUUUUAUGUGUGUAAAGUAAUAAACCACAUAAGUUUUUUGUGAAAUAAAAUUUAAAAACAUCA